AUGGCAGACAGCGAUGAUGAGUUUGAACAAAAGAAAGGGCGAGACAAGUUUAGGAGAGAGAGAAAUGAUUAUGAUCGUCGUACGGAUGACAGGCGCAGAGACACUUGGGAGGACAGGAGGCCAUCCGCAAGAGGAGGACAACGCGGGUGGCGUGGUAACACCGGUGGAGUGAGACGAGAUGCCUGGGGUAAUACUGGCAGGGGUAAUAAUAUGAGAGACCGCCGGGACACUUACUCUCGGGGCUAUGACGAUAGACGGCGGUAUGAUGAUCGACGGCGGGAGCAUAAUUUCAGCCCAGGAAGUUAUGAUUCUUAUCCAGCCAAGCGCAUGAGACGAGAUUGGGAUGAUACAGGCUUUCCAGGCAUGUAUGAGAAUCCCUUUCAGGUUAGCAAUGGACCUCCUGGGGCAGACAGGCCCGACUGGAGCCAUCGAGCCCUGGAAGCAGGUGGUGCAUCAUCUGAUGGUUUCGGAUAUCCAGAACGAAGCAACAAUAGUGAUCCUGGAUACCCAACCCAGCCUGCCAUGAUGACAUUCAAACAGUUUCUGAACAAACAGGAUGAUACGAUCACCCAGGAAGAUGCCAUCAAGCUGUAUGCCGACUACAAGCUGCAGUUUACAAGACAGCAAAUCAAUGAGUUUUUCCUGGCUCAUAAGGAAGAAGAAUGGUUUAAGUCCAAAUAUCAUCCAGAAGAACGUGAGAAGCAACAGACGCAAGCAAAGGUAGCUCUGCAAGCUAGAAAGAAAGUGUUUGAAUCUCUUAAAGAGAAACACCUGUUAGAUGGUGUGUCCGUUGAUAUUGCAUGUGCUGAACAACUGACCAAAGUUAUGGACUCUGUGGUUAUCUUGCUGGAAGGUGGGGAUGACUUUGAUCUGACCGUCUUAGACAAAACGUUCGUGGAGGCAGAAGAUCAAUCACGUCAGAACUCAGAAACUAGGACUACUUCUGACAACACAAUCAAGGAGACACAGAAGGAAGAUGGAGAAGAGGGUGAAUUGAGCGAUUCUAGUGAUAUUAAGGAUGCAUCAGAAAAAGAUACAAGCCAGGAAAAAACAUCCACAGAUAAGAAUGAGAGUAAAAAUGAGUUAGCAUCAGAGAGGCCUGUUUCUCCAGAGCAGGAGGCAAAGAAAACAGCCCUAGAACUUCAGAAACAAAAGGAAGUUGCAGCUGUGGGAGAAGCUAAGGCACAGAGAAGGAACAAGAAGAGCCAAAGAGACAAAUCAGACUACAGUUAUCAGAGUGAUAGUGAGUCUGGAUUGGACUCCGGUUCUGAAACUGAACUAGCACCACCAGGUAUGGAGACGAGUUCAAGUCAACCAGUUGUUCAGCCAAGCAGUUCUAAAAAUAGUUCCUCUGUCAUUAAUGGUGACAAUAAAAAUGCAGAGAAAGAUAACAUUGCAGAGAAAGAUAAUGCUGGUGAUGAGAAUAAGGAAAAGGUGAUGGAGGUGUGCAGAAAACCUCGACCGCUGCAUCUAACCAGUUCUAUAUUCUUGAGCAAUUUGGCACCAAAUAUUACCAAACAUGAAAUAGAGGCACUGUGCAGAAGGUAUCCUGGUUUCAAAAGGAUUGCCCUGCUAGAUCCUCAGGCGGAGCGAAGGUUUUUCCGACGAGGUUGGGUCACCUUUUCUAAGGAUUGCAAUAUCAAGGAAGUCUGCUGGAACUUGAACAACAUAAGACUAAGAGAUUGUGAACUUGGAGCAACAGUCAACAGGGAGCUUAAAGUGCGCAUUCGUGCAGUAGACGAGAUCACUGUUCACAAACAAGUGAUGCGCAAUGAUAUUAAAAUAGCUGCCAAGAUAAUCCAGAUACUUGACAAGAAGCACGGCCUUUGGGAUGAACCAGAAGAGGAGAAAAAAGAUGAGGAGAAAGAUCUGCAGUUUGGUUUUGUGUCAAAGAACCCAGUGUUGAGGAACAUCACAGACUAUCUUGUGGAGGAAGGCAGUUUUGAAGAGGAUGAACUGAUUGGGGGAUCUGAAGAAAAAACAGCUGCCAGUCAUGAAGUAACAUUGGAGAAAGAUGAAUCUUUGAGUCAGGCUUUGGACCAGAUGCUGUUGUAUUUAAGAUUGGUCCAUUCUCUUGACUACUACAGUGCCAAUGAGUACCCAAAUGAAGAUGAGAUGCCACAUAGAUGUGGUAUCAUCCACGUGAGAGGUGUUCCACGAAGUUCCACAGCCAAAGUUUUGCAGAAUGAUGUCACUGAAUGGAUAACCAACUUUGAGAAGAAAAUUAUGCCAUUUCUGGAGACCUCUCGUCAGAUCCCUGAAACAGAAGCCGCACAACUGGGCAGCAAGGAGCCAGAUGUGGAAAAAUUUAUUCUAGCAAACACCCAGGAGUUGUCCAAGGACAAGUGGUUGUGUCCUUUGUCAGGGAAGAAAUUUAAAGGACCUGAUUUUGUGCGUAAACACAUCUUCAGUAAACAUCAGGAGAAGAUUGAGGAAGUCAAGCAAGAGGUUAGAUUCUUCAACAACUACCUUCUGGACCCUAAAAGACCCUCGUUGCCUGAACACCCAAGUAAUAAACCCAAGCCGGUGGCACCUCCCCCCAAGCCACGACCGGUGGAGCAAGCUACCAGCAGCUUUCAGUCAGCAGGCAGCUUUCCUGGUUACGGAGCACCUGCCCCUGGCUCGUAUGGAAGUGGAGUACAUUCAAGUGCCUAUCCUGUACAAGAUACAAGACCAUCUCCUGAGGCAUUUCAGAGAAGCAGCAUAGGAGGAGGCGGGUAUGCCCAUCGUCGAUCAGAUCCAAGACAGCUCAUACAUUACACAGACCUGGAUACACCUGGCGGCCUGCAUUGA
Messenger RNA from Candidula unifasciata, 2793 nucleotides. The record is from the annotation of a GenBank genome assembly. Lineage: Eukaryota; Metazoa; Mollusca; Gastropoda; Stylommatophora; Geomitridae.